Messenger RNA from Eublepharis macularius, 1763 nucleotides. RefSeq names its product mitochondrial fission regulator 2 (gene MTFR2). Gene Ontology annotation, biological process: aerobic respiration; mitochondrial fission. Gene Ontology annotation, cellular component: mitochondrion. Lineage: Eukaryota; Metazoa; Chordata; Lepidosauria; Squamata; Eublepharidae. The coding region runs from base 159 to 1343 and encodes 394 amino acids. The record is from RefSeq and is a predicted model, not a curated record. The transcript is spliced from 9 exons.
UCCAAUGAAGUGAAAGAGUGCUAGAAUUUGACUGAAACUUGCGCCGUUGGUGGGGUUUGUCGCCACGCGCUGCCGCUGGCCCCUGUCCUCCAGGUCCGCGAGCUGUGGCAGACGUUUACUAAAUUAUUUUGACAUUUGAAUUAAUACAUGUUUUGUAAAUGUCUUUGCUACUGAAUCUCUUAAGACAACUGCUGGAGUAUUAUGGUGUGCCUCCUGAAUUGGUCUUACAAAGAUGCGAAGUUUGUCUUUAUCGUAUUGCUCACAUGGUUGGAUUUCAUCAUCCUUUAAAUACUUUUUCUUCUGUACACUUCCAACAGUUAUGUGCCAUCUCAAGAAGCUAUUUGUUGUCUUGGCUUUGGGAGACAAAGAAAUAUGGAUCUACUCGAAGUUUUGUUCGCAGAUUGGGAAGAAUUCUAUCCUUAGCGCCUUGUCCAAGGGCUCACUUUCAGCUGGGCUCGUGUUUGAAUUCCUUGGACUCAGGGCAACAUGACAUUGUUCAUUCUGCUACACCCUCUUUUGCUGAUGUCUUGUGGAUUGCAAAUGAUGAUAGAACACCACCUGCUAGAUUUAGAUUUGAUGAACAAGCAGUGCCUGUGUUUGUAUCUUCAAUACCUCUGCCAGCAUCUUCAAAAGGAAAAAGACCAAAAGCAACAGUUGUGAAUGAAGAUGCAAUAAAAAAAAUUUCUGCACUUGAGCAAGAGUUAACUCAUCUUCGGGCAGAGAUUGCUGCAAUUGUCUCAGUGAACGGGAUAAGAAAUGAUCAGACAUGUUCAGGUACUGCGAAUUCAUCAAAUACUCUCUGGAGCACUUUUCCACAGUUGGCAAUGACUUCUACACCAGUUCCCAUUUCUUAUUGUAACACAGUCAUUCCACCACCGCCCCCACUUCCAUCUGAAUUUGAUUCCCAUGUUUCAGCAGUUGAACUUAUAAAACAACGUAGGGCUGCAAGUAAGAUCAAAGAUAUUGCAAAUAGGGCUGGAUAUCAGAAGGUUAAGGCUGUUCCCAGUAUGACAGAUGUUCUCAAGGAUAUAAAUAAAGUCAAAUUAAGAGCUGUUGAGAGGUCACCAGGAGGUACACCUUUACCCAAAACAAAGAAAGUAACUAGAUUACAGUGGGAUCCAGCAGCUAUAAUAGCAGAAGCUCUUAAGGCGAAAUUUGCAGCCCACAGCAAUGAUAAUGAUUCAUUUGAUAAGGAGAACAGAUCCUCUGACGCUUCUCCAUUUUCCAGUCCAGAAAUCCCAACAGUUGGCCGUCACAUUUUGAAGCCAAAUAUCAAACAAGCACUGAUUAGAGUUGAGGAAUUCAGACAUCUAUCAGCUACAAAAGCAAGAUCUCCUAUUUAGCCCUGUUGUAGACUUUUUGAAACAGCUUAGUAUAACUGUGUCUGGCAAGGCUGCUUUGUCUUCAUUUCAUAGAUUUCAGAUAGUUUCUAUGGUACAAGGCAAUGACUUUUAAGCUCUUACUUUUAUAUGGUGUAUUCUAGCAGCCAGCCUUGUUAAUGCAGAACUUGUUUCAUGUAGUAUUUUAUAAGCUGGAAUACUUAAUGUUUCUAAACUUUUUAGACUGGCAUGCAGCAUUUCAGUUGGAAAAGUAAAUAUGUCUCAAGAAUGGUAAGAACAAUGGAAACAAAUAUAGAUGUGGAUCCUUUGGAAUGUAUGAUUAUCCAGUUGAAAUGUUAAUAUAUUAGCGUCAAGCAAGAAACAGUUUGUCAAUGCUUAAUUUUAUCUUAUAUCAUCAAAAUAAUAACUUACAAAAUUGGUGUU